AUGUUGAAAGCCGGGAACAGUUUCGCGUUGGGACUCUCGAACAGCAUCGCGAUUGUUUUGUUCACCGAGCACGCAUCGUGCACCCGUCCGCUCGUCGUGGCGGUCGGCCGUACACUGGCCGCGCGCCCUCCCCGCGCCGUGACGUCACCGCGCUCUCUCCUCUCGCUCGCACCGCCCGCGCGCGACAGAGAGGCGUACACAAGUCCGCAGUAA
Molecule: messenger RNA, 213 nt
Organism: Danaus chrysippus (African queen)
Lineage: Eukaryota; Metazoa; Arthropoda; Insecta; Lepidoptera; Nymphalidae
Source: the annotation of a GenBank genome assembly